Molecule: messenger RNA, 1544 nt
Organism: Patella vulgata (common limpet)
Lineage: Eukaryota; Metazoa; Mollusca; Gastropoda; Patellidae
Product: 39S ribosomal protein L9, mitochondrial
Exons: 8
Coding region: 110-847 (245 amino acids)
Biological process (GO): translation
Cellular component (GO): mitochondrion; ribosome
Molecular function (GO): structural constituent of ribosome
Source: RefSeq, a predicted model, not a curated record
UGCUUCCGGUGUCAUGGCAGACGAAAGUUGAAUGUCAACAAAUUAAACCUGAAAAGUUUAUUUACUGUUAUAACAAUACCCCAACAUUGUCAGUUAUUCGGAAUACAUCAUGCUAAAGCGUUGUUUACCACCGAUGAAAAAUGUCUUGGUGCCAUCUGUACUUCGACCAUUAUUAUCACAAUCAAGUUGUAUUAAUGUUAAUCAAAUCCGGACUACUAUAAUAAUGAAAAGAAAACACCCAGUACAGUUAUUUAAAGAGGGCAAUUUACCUAGAAUUAAAAGAAGAAAUGAACUAUAUGAUAUAGUGGAGAUACAGCAUACCAAACCUACACCUGAUAUUAAAUGUAUUCUGACAGAGUAUGUGGAAGGUGUCGGAGGUAAGGGAGAUGUUGUGGAAAUUAAAAGGAGUUUGUUUAGAAAUCAACUUUAUCCCUUAAAGCUAGCUAUCUACGCUUCACCAGAAAACCUGGCAGAAAAUGAACUUUUAGUAAAGGAUAUGGCAGCCAGUAAUCAGCCAAGAUUAACAGCAUUUGCUAAAAAGACAAUGAAUAAACUAGAAAAAUUACAUUUACCUAUACCUAUGAGUGGUGAUAAUCCAUGGACAUUAAAUAAACAACAUGUUAAAUUAGCACUGAGAAAAGUUGGUGUUGAAGUAGAAGAACAUUGUAUAACUCUACCAGAGGAACCAAUUACACAAAAACAGGACUUGCAUAUUCUUAUCAGUGUUAAUAAUUUUGAACCUCAAAAAAUCGAUGCCUAUAUUCGUAUAGUUUACAAAGAUCCCUCCAAAAAUGAUUUAGAAGAACUGCCCCAAAUUUGGAGAGAAGAUGAUCAGUCAGAAAGCUGAUAUACUUUGAACAGGGCUGAUAUACUUUGAACAGUGUGUAUAUAAAGUAUAAACAAUUUCUUAUCGGAUGAUGUUAGUGGAAGUAUGUUCUUAGAUUGUGACUGCAGAAAGAAUUUAAUGUACGGCCAUGAAUUCAGAUGACGAUGAUAAUAUGUAGCUACAUUCUGAGUUUUAUCAAAAUGAUAAAAUAGAAAUUUUGUGUCAGGCUUUAAAAGCAAAUUGAAUUAUCCAUAUAAAGAAUUAAGAACUUCAAAAUAAAUUAAUUCUAAAAUAUUAUCAUUUACAACCAGUCAUGAAGGAUUAAGAUUUAGAAAGUCAAAAGGUAUGAUGCAACUGAUGUGGGAGAUUUUAUUGCAGCUAUAUAUCAGGAAUUGUCUGUUUCAUUAAGGUGACUUAAGAUGUUGGCUGAAAUUUCACUUAUCCGUUCAAAUUGGAUCUGUUCUACCACUAUACAUAGUGUGGGCAUUGUUUGACCCGUGAAUUCACGACAAAUUAAUUUUCUCUAAUAACCUUUGAAGAAUGUUCCUCAGCCAAGGCAAGUACAGCUUCUAGUCGUUGUGAAGAUAUGGAAAAACAAGGUGAUUGAGGCUUUAAACCAUGUUUUGAAAUAAAUUAUGCCAAAAAAGUAAUAUAGAAUUGGUCUGGAUAGGUACAUAUGCAUUUAUGUUUAGUAUAGAUUAAAAUCACACGGAACAUU